Molecule: messenger RNA, 826 nt
Organism: Populus trichocarpa (black cottonwood)
Lineage: Eukaryota; Viridiplantae; Streptophyta; Magnoliopsida; Malpighiales; Salicaceae
Product: ubiquitin-conjugating enzyme E2 variant 1D
Exons: 4
Coding region: 169-609 (146 amino acids)
Biological process (GO): DNA damage tolerance; protein K63-linked ubiquitination
Cellular component (GO): nucleus
Source: RefSeq, a predicted model, not a curated record
UUAUUAUUAUUAUUGCUCAAAGUUUAUUCUCCACUUUGCCAAGUCGACUUCAUUGUUCCCAAGAUUCUCCUCUCUAUCUCUGACUCCUCGCUCUCUCGUAUUCUCUCUUCCAUUUCAACCAGAUCUCAUCAACACCGACAAACAGGAGCCUCAAUAGUGAAACCAUCCAUGACGUUUGGCUCAGGAGGAUCCAGUGUCGUGGUCCCUCGGAACUUCAGAUUGCUGGAGGAACUUGAACGUGGAGAAAAAGGCAUUGGGGAUGGCACAGUAAGCUAUGGAAUGGAUGAUGGAGAUGACAUUUACAUGCGCUCUUGGACUGGCACUAUAAUUGGUCCUCACAAUACUGUACAUGAAGGUCGAAUUUAUCAGUUAAAGCUCUUCUGUGAUAAAGAUUACCCGGAGAAACCACCAAGUGUUCGCUUUCAUUCACGGAUCAAUAUGACUUGUGUUAACCAUGAAACCGGAGUGGUGGAACCAAAAAAGUUCGGACUUCUUGCAAAUUGGCAGCGAGAGUACACCAUGGAGGACAUACUGACACAGCUGAAGAAGGAGAUGGCAGUACCACACAACCGUAAGCUGGUCCAGCCUCCUGAGGGUACCUGCUUCUAACUUCCGAGGUCAUAAAGAUAAUGGAGCAUAUUGUUUUUGCAAUAUGCAAUAUGUAGUUUAUAAUCCAGUGUUGGUCUCUGGGGAAUGCCCUAAAAAAGUUUCUCCAGUUACCUUUUCAUGGCUUCAUUGACAUUUUGUCUGUCUUAUUUCAUGGAACUGUAUUAAGGGAUGCUGUUUGAUUAAUGGGAUUUAUCAGUGUGUCAAAUAUUUAAAAACA